Messenger RNA from Entrophospora sp. SA101, 213 nucleotides. The record is from the annotation of a GenBank genome assembly. NCBI's taxonomy places the organism in Eukaryota, Fungi, Glomeromycota, Glomeromycetes, Entrophosporales, Entrophosporaceae.
AUGCUUGAUAUGCUAGACAAUAUACACGUCAAGGAUGAUUAUUACAAUAUUGUCAAGACAAAAUCCUCAAAAACAGGAACUACAACAAUUCACUCGUCAAACGGAACAAAUCCAAAUUGGACCAAAUUCUUGAUGAAAAUGAACAAGUAUAAAUUUUUCACAGCAUUGCCAAAAGAUCUUCAAGAAGUACUUAAAACAGGAGACAUACCCUAG